Molecule: messenger RNA, 1952 nt
Organism: Melozone crissalis (California towhee)
Lineage: Eukaryota; Metazoa; Chordata; Aves; Passeriformes; Passerellidae
Gene: LDAF1
Product: lipid droplet assembly factor 1
Exons: 4
Coding region: 739-1209 (156 amino acids)
Source: RefSeq, a predicted model, not a curated record
UCCUGCCCGGCGCUGCCGGGGCUCACCCGCCGUGUGUGACAGUGUGUGACAAUGUGCCCGGGAGUGCCCGUGUCUGUGCGGGGGCACGGCAGGGGCCCUGGCUGCUCGGGGUAGCAAACAGCAAAAUGCAUCCUUUAACCUGCCCCUUGUAAGGAUCCUCCUGCAACAACAGCUGGAAAUUUUCAGGGAGAUUGAAUGUGUCUGAAAUUCCCUGAAACUGACAAAAUUCAAUAUGUGCAGAGCGUCUGAAAGAUUUUGCCCUAAUGCGCCGAGUUUUGAAGCUGUGUAGGGUAUGCUCUCAAUGCUGAGCACAAGGAUACUCACAGAAAUGAGUGUCAUUAGUGUGUCACUGGUUUCCAGAACGCUUAGCAACAAAUUGUCCAUGCCAGUGGUUAGAAGUGAUGUUUUUACUGGUAAGUGAAUACCCUGACAGGUAAGCACAGGGUUAAUGUUACAAAGGAAGAAGGUAAGAGUCACCUGUGUCUUGCUACUUGGCUGUGGGAGUUUCAGAAGAGCUUGCAGGGACAAGCCCUCUACAUUAGAUGUGCUUUUGUAAAAGUAAUGAUUUAGACUGUGUAUCACUUCAGCUGAAACCUGCAUUCUCUCUUUAUACAAAGGAAACAUUUUCACAAAGCAUCUGUAUGAGCCUGUUACUAAUUGUACCUUAAUUUUAAGGGAAUUUGGAUGGCAGAGUGAGAACUGGCUGUUCGGAAGAGGUCGUGGCUGAGGAUUAAUAACAUGUCUAAAGAAAUGCAGGAACUACAGAAGCAAUGGCACUCCGUGGUGCAGACCAUCCACAGCAACGCAAAUGUUGUUGCCUUUAUGAAUUCUCGUGUUGGCCAAUAUUUGGAUGACCAUCCUUUUGUUGCCUUAUCACUCCUGAUGUUUAUUGCAGUGUCAGCUGUUCCUGUUGGAUUUUUCCUGGUUUUUGUUGUUACAACAGCUGUAAUGGCCUGUAUUGGUGUGAUAGUCAUGGAAGGUGUUGUCAUAGCCAUAGGGGGCAUAGCCCUCCUGUGUGUGCUGUGUGGCCUGGGAGCCCUGUCCCUGGGAGUUUCUGGAGUGCUGAGUGUUUCUUAUGUUGCACUUUCAACUCUGGUCAACUACUGGUGUGCAUCAAGGGCUCAGAUGAGGAAGCAAGAUGCUAAUGGAAGUUUACCACAGAAGCAGCCUGGCUUGGAUCUUUCUGCCAAUACUGCAAAGAGGGAAUAAGUAGAUUUCUCCCCAUUUUAUAGGCACUUAGCUGUACAGGCUCAGCAUUUGCUAUGUAAUUGUUUACUCAUUAACCAUUCAAUCAUUGUGUACUCCUGGAAAGUGAGAAAAAUCAGUGUACAUCUUACACUGGCACUGUAAAAGGGAUCUUAAACAUAACCAAGAAGCAGCAGUGCAGUGGUAAGAGUAUGUGCAUGAUGGAGUGUUCCACAGAGUUUGGUAAAGGGAUGUAAUAAUAGUUGGUACUGUUAAGUCAAUGGCAAGGUGGACAGAGAGGGGAGGGAGAGAUUUGGUUUCUCAGAUUCUGGAGUUCUGAAUGUACUCCCUUUAGUACAUAGCAGUGGUCAUUUUGAUACAAAAGUAUCACAGUUCAGAACAUUAGAAACACAUUUUGAAUGUGGAAAAAUAAUUGUAAGCCUUAAACUUUGUUAAAAUAGAAUGAUUACACCAAUGCUUUAUGUUCAUUAUAAAGGGAAAAGUGGGUUUGUCAUAUGUCAUGGUCUAAAGCUUUUUUUUCUCCCUUUAGAUGUUAUGUUAUUCCAAAGGGAUAUUUUACUUACUCUCAUUGCCUCAUCAUAUCAGGGGUAUGCUUAGGUCUUGUUUAGGUAUUUAAAUUGCCUGGUUUGCUUCUCAGUUGUAACUUUGUGUAUGUUAUUUAAACUUUUUCAUUUUUGCAAAUAUUAUAUUUUUAAGCAUAAAGUAUCUAACUAUUUUAGUUUAAUAAAGUGCUGUUUGUUUAACCA